Messenger RNA from Trifolium pratense (red clover), 3375 nucleotides. RefSeq names its product minichromosome loss protein 1. The coding region runs from base 12 to 3056 and encodes 1014 amino acids. Gene Ontology annotation, cellular component: nuclear replication fork. Gene Ontology annotation, molecular function: protein binding; chromatin binding. Gene Ontology annotation, biological process: DNA repair; mitotic cell cycle; DNA-templated DNA replication. Lineage: Eukaryota; Viridiplantae; Streptophyta; Magnoliopsida; Fabales; Fabaceae. The transcript has 12 exons. The record is from RefSeq and is a predicted model, not a curated record.
GUCCAUUGUUUAUGGUCAUCCAAAACAAAGCAUCACUCACUCCAUUUCCACCUCCCGCCAAACUCCUGAAACCAAAAACCUCAUUUGGCGCCUUAAACGCUUCCCUACUUCUCCAACUUCAGAUCCAUUUUCCUCACACCCACUCCAAAUCAAUCCUUCAAUUUUAUUCAACCGUUUCGGAAAAACAAACCAUUAUGAAGGUCCGGUCAGUGAAAAUGAGGGAGGCUCACACUCAAAAGGGCGGCCGUGCUUCCUUCUGCUCAGUCCUAUGGGACCAGCAAGCCCAACAUCUGGUAACUUCCUCUUCUUCCGAUGUGUCUGUCUCGAUUCAUAACCCUCUUCUUCCCUCCGCCGCCCCUAAAAUCCUCCGUCACCACCGUGAUGGUGUUACUGCUUUGGCUCUUAGCCCUAAUUCCACUUGUCUUGCUUCUGGAUCUGUCGAUCACUCCGUUAAACUCUACAAAUUUCCAGGUGGAGAGUUUGAGACAAAUAUAACGAGGUUCACACUUCCGAUACGUUCCCUAGCAUUUAACAAGAAAGGAAGCAUGUUAGCAGCUGCAGGUGAUGACGAGGGCAUCAAGCUCAUAAACACAGUUGAUGGCUCUAUUGCGAGGGUUCUGAAAGGGCACAAAGGACAGGUCACCGGCUUAGCUUUUGACCCUAAUGGUGAAUACUUAGCAUCUCUGGACUCAAAUGGAACCGUUAUCAUAUGGGAACUGCAGUCAGGGAAAAACCUUCACAACCUCAAAGGCAUCGCUCCUGACACUGGGUUAGAUGUUUCAACCAUGAAUGUUCUUUGUUGGAGUCCCGAUGGUGAGACUUUAGCCAUUCCCGGGUUGAGAAAUGAUGUCGUAAUGUAUGAUAGGGACACGGCUGAGAAGUUGUUCUCUCUGAGAGGAGAUCAUAACCAGCCUAUAUGUUUUUUGUGUUGGUCACCGAAUGGCAAGUACAUGGCUACUUCGGGAUUAGAUAAACAGAUUCUGAUAUGGGAUGUUGAUAGGAAGCAGGAUAUUGACAGACAGAAGUUUGAUGAAAUAGUGUGUUGCAUGGCAUGGAAGCCAAUUGGGAAUGCGUUGACUGUUAUUGAUGUUAUGGGAAAAUACGGCAUAUGGGACAAUGUUAUUCCUUCGUCUAUGAAGUCCCCAACGGAGGAUAUCCCUAUGCAGGGCAAGAACAAUAAAGGGCUUCUUUUGUAUGACGAGGAAGAUCAGAACAAUGGUUUUAGUGAGAGCUUGAGUGAUCUUGGUGAAAAUAGUAACGGGGAGUUUGAGCCACCAACUAGCAGGAAAAGAUUGCGCAAGCAUUCCUUGAGCGAGGAAAAUUUUGACGAGGAUGGAGACGAUGGAAUUGAUCUAUAUCCAAAAAUUGAGUCUCACAAGAAAAGGAACCGGUCAGCCAAGGAGAAUUUGGAUAAUGGCAAUGUGGGAUUUAGAAGCACAAUUUUACCCAAGACAAAAAUGCAGGAGGCAUUUCAACCAGGAGCCACGCCAGUGCAGCCUGGAAAAAGGCGCUUCUUAUGCUACAAUAUGCUUGGAAGUAUAACCACUGUCGAUCACGAUGGGUACUCUCAUAUUGAGAUUGAUUUUCAUGAUACUGGAAGUAGUCCUCGAGUUCCAUCAAUGACUGACCAUUUUGGAUUUACAAUGGCUGCAUUGAAUGAGAAUGGAAGUGUCUUUGCAAAUCCUUGCAAGGGGGAGAAGAACAUGAGCACACUCAUGUAUCGCCCAUUUAGUAGCUGGGCUAGUAAUAGUGAGUGGUCUAUGCGCUUUGAAGGCGAAGAAGUAAAGGUUGUUGCACUUGGUGCUUCUUGGGUGGCUGCAGUAACUAGUUUUAAUUACCUUCGGAUCUUUACUGAGGGUGGUAUGCAGAGACAUGUAAUUUCGCUAGACGGGCUAGUGGUGACUGCAUCGGGUUUCAAGGAUAAGCUUGCAGUUGUCACUCAUGCUACUGAUUGCCUUUCCUCAAACGAUCAGGUGUUAGAGUUUAAGUUAUUUAAUAUAACACAUGGGACUCAACCCCUUCGCGGUCGCUUGCCAAUAACUCCUGGUUCCUCUCUAAGUUGGUUUGGGUUUAGUGAAGAGGGCCAAUUGUGUUCUUAUGAUUCCAAGGGUGUGCUAAGAUUAUAUACAAGCCAAUUUGGUGGUAGCUGGUUUCCAGUCUUCAGUGCUUUUAAAGAGAAGACAGAUGAAAACUAUUGGAUGGUGGGUUUGCAAACAAACAAGUUAGUUUGUGUAGUAUGCAAAAAGCCUGAAUUCUUCCCACAGGUGGUGCCUAAACCAAUUCUUACUUUAAUGAAUCUUGCGUUUCCACUCGCUACUUCUGAUUUGGGAUCUGAAGCCCUUGAAAACGAGUUUAUGAUGAACAGCAUGCAUCUCUUUGAGAUUCAGAAAAAAAUGGAAGAAAUGGAUAAUGCUGGUUUGGAUGCCAGCUUACUUGAUGAUGAUGCUUUCAAUUUGGAAGCUGCACAAGAUAGAUGCAUACUAAGACUUAUAGCAUCCUGCUGCAAUAGUGAUAAACUUGUGAGAGCUACUGAACUUGUGAAGCUUUUGUCACUGGAGAAAUCAAUGAAAGGUGCAAUAAAACUUGUUACUGCUCUGAAGCUUCCAAAUUUGGCCGAAAAAUUCAAUGGCAUAUUGGAGGAAAGGCUAUAUAAUGAAGUUAAAAAGACUAAAGAAACCAACCUCAAGGAAAACAGUUUUGCACCCGUUACAUCGGAUACUCUACCUAGCGGUAGCAAGGCCGAAACAUCAAAAGCAUCUAUCAUUUCAUCAUCACCAAAUUUAUCUGCACCGUUGUUCACAAAGAAAAAUAAAACACAAGAAGCAGCUAAAGAUGGAACGAAUAAAACUGCAGAGGUGGAUGGAAGUAUGAAAGCAAAGCAGACAGGAGGGGAUGAAACAAGUGACAAGAAGGGUAAGGAGGAAGUGCAAGCUCCUCCUCAUCCACAUGGUUCGUCGAUAAAGUUGACAAAUAAGCAUGGCACUAACAAAUCAGAACCUAGUUUGGUGACACCAACAAGACCUUCCAAUCCAUUUUUGAAGUCUGCAAUAAAAUGAAUGUAUUUACCAGUUCAAUGAAUGAGUUGUCAUGUAGAGAUCAAAUGUCUGAGAUAUGGUGUUUUAAGGAGUGGCUUGCUUCUUAUUUACUAUAUAUGAUAUAUGCCAUAUGGUGAUAAUCUUAAUAUAAAGAUCAUUAUUAGGAAGGAAGCUAAGUAAUUUAUUUGAUAGUGACCCCCGGGUUCAAGCCACCACAAUGAUGGAUCACUUUAUGAAGCAGGAAAGCCUUGAUGAAAUGGAAAAAUCCUUUGUAUAUUGUCAAAAAGUAUUGGUUGAAAUUCACCAAAAAAUAUAUUAGUAUAAUACUGUUUGGUAUCAA